AUGGCACCCCCUCCCGUGCCCCCUGCUCGGCCUGGCGAGCACCAGUACUGGACCGAUCCCAUUCUCUGCGCGGAGACUCGAGCCAGAUUGGAACAUUUCCGCAACCUUGGAUGGCUUCCUCCAAACUUCAAGCCCAAGACCUUGGAAGGUCUUGCUGUUAUCGAACGAUACUGGCGGAAGUAA
Aspergillus chevalieri is the source of this 183-nucleotide messenger RNA. RefSeq lists its product as uncharacterized. The transcript has a single exon. The record is from RefSeq and is a predicted model, not a curated record. NCBI's taxonomy places the organism in Eukaryota, Fungi, Ascomycota, Eurotiomycetes, Eurotiales, Aspergillaceae. The coding region runs from base 1 to 183 and encodes 60 amino acids.